AUGAACCCCUUUUUUCUAUUUACUUUCGAAAUUAGACAAGAGAUAGUUUCUAAAUAUGCGAAUAGUAUAGCUUAUUUAAUAAUAAAUUAUUUUAUCAUGCUUGUUAACCAUUAUCAUAAGUAAAUAAAGAAGAAUUUAAAUUAAUUAGUUAUACGAUUAUAGCAUAGACAAGAGGUUCGAAUAAUUCUAAUUUAUAAUCAUUACUCAAGCAAUUAGAUGUAAGCAAGAUUGUAUUUGAAAAUAAACAACUUACACUUAUAGUAUCAAUAAUCGAGUUUGCUUUAUCGUUGUUUAUUGUAAUGCUUGUGAUUCUUUUACUUUUUAAAAAAAAUAGCAAUUAGGCUUAAUAAAUUUAGUUUAGCAGUCUUGGAAAUGUAUUUAUUUAGUUUAUAUAGAUUUUUAUAAGAUCUAUAAGAAUAUUGUACUGGAUCCUGUGUUAUCCCUUAUUUUUAAUAUCUACAUAUAAUCUAAUGAUAGCUUAUGAUAUUAGUCAAUUUCUUUCCAUAUUUGUUGUAGUUUUUGUAGUAUCCUUUACUUUGUUCCACGAUAUAGCUUUGUUAAAUGAUAAUUUUAAUAAAUAAGACUUUCUGAACAUUGCUCAAUCUAGACCUUUUAUUUAUAAUAGUUGGACUAAAUUAGUUUAAUGUGCAUUUUCAAGUUAUUAUUAUUUAAACCAAAAUUCUCAUGUAUAAAUAAUAAAUAAUAAUUAUAGAUGAUUUAUUUACUUGUAAGUUUUGGAUUAUCUUUUAUAAAUUACAUUUAAUUAUAGUAUUUUAUGGUAAUUUUUGGAAAAUAUGAUAUAGAUUACAUCUUUCAUUUAUUUAAUGCAAUUUAUUUUGGAUAAAGCUUAGGAUUGUUAAUCUAAUAUUUAAUAAAUAUAAAUGAUCCUUACACAAUAAUAACUAUAUUGAUUAUUAUAAAUUGUGUUGCGAUUCAUGCUAGUUUUAAAAAGUGGUAUUUUGAGUAUCAAUUUACUAAUUCUAAAAAUGUUUUUAUCAGAGUGAUACUAUUAAAUUGGUUCAGAGAAUUAGAAUGCUCAAAUGUAUAUUAUAUGGGAAUAAUUACAAAACACUAUAAUCAUCCAAAUAAUAAAAAAUGUUUCUUGAGACAUAAUGCUAUUUAUUACAGUGGUAAAAAGUUUGCAAAAUACACUUAUAUAACUACUAAAAAACAAAAUAUUGAAAAAUACAAAGGGUUAUUUGUAAAAUUCUUAAUAAAAUGUUUACUAGAAACUUAAUUAAAACUAGAACCUAAUUCUACUGAAUUGAGAUUGUUAUAUUCAGAAAUUCUAUUUUACAGAUUUAAUUUGAUAAAUGAAUCAUUUAAAUAAUUAAAAAAAAUUAAACAGACUUUUAAUUAUAAUUAAUAAAUGAGAGUAAGAUAAUUAAAAUUAUCAAUACAUAAUAAAUUAAAGGAAAAUAAUAUGUUGAGUUAUCGUUCAAAAUUACCUUUUGAAAAUAUGUUAAAAUGCGAAGAAUAAAUGAAAGAGUUUUUCUAAGCUUUUCUAAAAAUAGCUGAAUUAUAGGUUUAUUUUUGGAAAAAUUAACUUUAAUAAUUUAUUUCAAUUCCAGAGCAAAUUAAUAUAAGUUAAUAGAUAUUAAGAGAAAUUUAGGUGUGUUAGAAAAAUUGGAAAAGUAUCCAUUUUACUAAUCCUAUUGAUGAAUAACAAAUAUUGAUAAGAUUCAGAUGGAAAUUCUUCUACUUUUUUUUUAAACUUUAUAUUCUUCAUAAAAAAUUAAAAGUGUAAGAAAUAAAAGAAUUACCUGAUUAAAAUCUAAAAUCUUAGUAAAUAUUUUCUGAUGAAAAAGUUGAUGAAAGAUCUUCAAGUGAAGAUGAAGGAUAAGCAAAAGCUUAUUAUUAAACAAAUUGUAUAAUAUGUUCAAAUAAUUUAUUUUUUCGAGUAGAUAAAUAUGGAGAGAUUAUAGCAGCUAGUUAAUCAACACUUAAAAUAUUAGGAAGACCUUAAAAUGAAUAUAGAGGAGCUAGAGUUGAAAUUUUAAUGCCAGAUAUCAUAAAAGAAAAUCAUAAUGAUUUCUUAAAAUAAUUCUAUAAAACUGGUUAAUCUGAAAAUUUAUUCAAACGAAGAUCAAUAUUAGUUAAACAUAGUAAAGGACAUUGUUUUAAAGCAUAAAAAUAUUUAAAAUAUGUUUUUAAUUUAGAAUAAGAUAGAUUUGAAUAUUUGAGUAUGUUGAGACCUGUUUCAAGUAGAUCUUAAUAUAUAGUGUUAAAUUCAAAAUGGGAAAUUGAUUCAUCUAGUGAAUACAUUUAUUCUAUGUUUGGUGAUUAUAAACUUCCUUUUUUAUCAUUAUGUCCAAAAGUUAUUUCAUAUACAGAAUUUGCAGAGUUUCUUACUAAUUUUGAUAUGAAAAUUUUGAGUUUAAAAUUAUGUUCAUUUGGAAGUAGAGAAAGAAUUUAGGAUAAAAAAUUUACUUUUAGAAGAUAAAAUGAUUAAACAUUUAGCAAUAAAUCAAUAAAUGAAUUAACAAGCUUAGUAUUUAAAAGAGAAUUGGAAGAAAAGUAAAAAUAGAAUGUUAUUUAACUAUUUUAAUAAGUGCUUGAAGAAGACAAUGAAAUAGAAAGGACUGCAAAAUUAACAAGAUUAAAUCAUGUUAAAUUAAACAUUAGAGUUCCAAUAUAUAAAGCAGAAUUUGAAGAAGAUUAUAAUCGAUAUGAUGCAUAAAUGAAAACUAUAUUUUAUGAUGGAGAAAGCAUAAAAAGGUUAAUUUUCAGGAAUGAAAAUGGAAAGUUAAGAGUAGAUAAAUUUGAAUUUCUUUAAAGAUAUAGAUGGGUUAAGCAAUAAAGAUUGAAGUUUAUAUAUUCUAAAAUUAGUAAGUAAUUAAAUUAAAAUAGAAAAUUUGUUUGAACAUUUUUGUUAAGAAAAAUUACUUGAAAAAGUAUUAAAAGUAGAUGCUAAUAUUAAGUUCUAUAAAACUCUAAAUAAAAUAUCAUUCUAUAUUAUAAAGAUUAAUCGUUUAGAACUUUAUGAUGAGAAUACAAAUAAUACUGAUAAAUAAGAGAUUGAAUUUGCUAAUACAAAUUCAUUUAAACCUUAUACAUCAGCAAUGGUCAGAGAAGUAGUAUUAGCUACUUAAUCUUAGAGUUAUACUAUGAAAAACUAAAGUGGUUAUCAAUAUUCUGGUACAUCUCUUUUACUAUAUAGAUAUGGAAUUGAUUUCCAAUAGAGAAUACACUUAAAAGCCCUUUUUAAUUGAUUACACAUUAAGAGAAGAUUUUCUAGUAUAAGGAUCUAAUACUAUUUAUAGUUUAAAUGAAUAAAACAAUCCUUUUAUUAAAGAAGAAAUUAAUAAAAUAUAAAAGAAGAGUUAAAAGUUAAUUUUACUAAUAAUCUUAAAUAGAUUUUCUUUUUUUUUAUAACUAUUGUUUAUAUCUUUUACUUACUUUUUUUGCUCUUUUUAUUACAAUCCUCUUACUUAACAUGAUUCAGUGAUUUUAUUGGGUCAUCUUUAUAAAGUUUAACUAAUAACAGUUUCAUCUUAUAAUUAUAUUAUUGAUGCUUUUUUAAUGAAUGAAAAUAAAUUGACAAAUCUAUUAAUAAUCAAUCCAACAACCAAAUUUAAUACAACAGAUUAAUUUUUUGAUUUAUUGAAUAAGGAAAUUAAUGAUUCCUACUCAUACAUUUAUAAUAUUUACACUAAUUAAGAUUUUGUAUCAAUGAUAUAUUCUGGAUUUUAUAGUGAUGAUGAGACUGUUAGUGGUUUAGAUAUUUUUGAUUAAUUUUAAGUAAAUCUAUUAUAAUUCAACCAAUCUGAUAAAUCAAAGAUAACUUAAAAUAAUUCUAUAUUAUCACAUUUUAGAGACUAUAUGAUACCUUUUUCUUAAAAAUUAAUGUCAGAUUCAGUCAGUUAAAGAAUUAAUAAUGCAAUCUAAAAUUAAAAUUAAUCCAUUGAUAAUCUUAUCCUUUUUAUGAUCCUUUAAUUUUCACUAAUGGUUAUUAAUUCAAUAUUUUCUUUGAUUAUUAAAUAUAAAUUUCGUCGUGAUGUUAAUACUAUUUUUUUAACAAUAGCAAAUAUACCUAAGGAAGAUAAAAUUAAAGCCAUGAAACAAUAUCAAAUUUUAUUUGCAUAAUUAAAUUCUCUAUUUGAUGAAGAAUGUAUUAUACUAUUAUUAUUUUAAGAAUAUGGAUAUAAAAAAUAAUCAUUGCAUAUUUUAAACGCUGAUACAGUAAUGUAAAUAUAAUAAUUAGAAAUAGAUAACAAGAUUUCGAGCUGAAUGAUGUUGAAAAAGCCAAUCAAAAAAGAGAUAAAGCUAAAAUUAAGAAGCUACCUAAAUAUUAACUUAAUGUAUAGUUUUAAUUAUUAAUUUAGACUGCAAUUGUCCUAAUAUUGUAUUUAGCAAUUAUACUUGUUCUAUUUAUACUAGUUUAUUAUUUUAUAAUGAUUAAUUAAAAUUAGACAAAGCAGUUCUUCUAAGACAAUAAUUUUGUACUUUAAUCAAAUUAUUUUUGGUUAAUCACAUUACUUAAAGAAGUAAACUAUUUUUAAAAUUAUAUAGAAAUUUAUUUAUGAAAAUUACUUAAAUUCAUCUUAUUACCCAAAUAUCACAUAGUUUAGGUUUGAGUAAUACCUUGACGACUUAAGUUUAGUUCAACCUCAAUUAUACUAAACAUCAAUAGAAGAAAUUUAAAAAGUUUUUGAUGACACAUUAUGUAAUUUCUCGUUUGGUAGAAUUAUAAUAGUAAAUUUAGAUGAAACCGAUACUUAUAUUUAUUACAAUUAAUUCUGCGAAGUAAUAUUAGAUGGAGCUCUAAAGAGAGGAUUGAAAUAAUUUAAUCUAUUAUUAUCUUAGGUUGUACUGAAAGCAUUAAACCCAGAAGAUGAAAGAUAUGAUGAUUUUACUUUAGAAGCUCUCAGUCAAUACCAAAUAUCAUUUUAGAUUAUUUAUAAAAUAUUUUUGAGUAUAUUUGAGAUUUGGGCUUCAAAUGCUGGGAAUUCAUUAAAUAGCACAUCAGAUUUAAGUCUAAUUUCUUAGUAAAUAUUAUAAAUAAUAAUUUAAGUAUAAUAUAACUUUUUGUAGUCAUAAUUUUAUACUUUAGUUUAUUGGAAUUUUUUUUAUUCACAAAAUUAUCUCAAGAUUUUUAAUUCAGUAAAAAAUACUAUAGAUAUUUUAUGUUAAAUCAAACCAUGAAUUAAGUGAAGACUAUGAGAGUAGAUUUGGUAAGAACUGGCUUAUUAUCCAAAUGA
Paramecium sonneborni is the source of this 5201-nucleotide messenger RNA. The record is from the annotation of a GenBank genome assembly. NCBI's taxonomy places the organism in Eukaryota, Ciliophora, Oligohymenophorea, Peniculida, Parameciidae.